Messenger RNA from Chrysochloris asiatica (Cape golden mole), 741 nucleotides. RefSeq names its product RNA-binding motif protein, X chromosome-like. Gene Ontology annotation, molecular function: RNA binding. Bases 1 to 741 code for a protein of 246 amino acids. Lineage: Eukaryota; Metazoa; Chordata; Mammalia; Afrosoricida; Chrysochloridae. Gene Ontology annotation, cellular component: spliceosomal complex. The transcript has a single exon. Gene Ontology annotation, biological process: positive regulation of mRNA splicing, via spliceosome. The record is from RefSeq and is a predicted model, not a curated record.
AUGGUUGAAGCCGACUGCCCUGGAAAGCUCUUCUUUGGAGGGCUCAAUACAGAAACUAAUAAGAAAGCCCUGGAAGCAGUAUUUGGCAAAUAUGGACGGAUUGUCGAAGUACUCUUGAUGGAAGACCGUGAAACCAACAAAUCGCGAGGAUUUGCUUUUGUCACCUUUGAAAGCCCAGCAAAUGCCAAAGAUGCAGCCAAAGAUACGAAUGGAAAGUCAUUGAAUGGGAAAGCUAUCAAGGUGGAACAAGCCACUAAACCACCAUUUGAAAGUGGCAGGCGUGGACCCCCACCACCUCCAAGAAGCAGAGGCCCACCAAAAGGCCUUAGAGGUGGAAGAGGAGGCAGUGGAGGAACCAGGGGACCCCUUUCACGUGGGGGAAACAUGGAUGAUGGUGGCUAUUCCAUGAAUUUUAACAUGAGUUCUUCCAGAGGACCACUUCCAGUAAAAAGAGGACCACCACCACGAAGUGGUGGACCUCCUCCUAAAAGAUCAGCUCCUUCAGGACCAGUUCGCAGUAGCAGUGGAAUGGGAGGUAGAGCCCCUGUAUCACGUGGAAGAGAUAGUUAUGGAGGAUCACCAAGAAGGGAACCCCUGCCCUCUCGUGGAGAUGUGUACCUGUCCCCAAGAAAUGAUGGCUAUUCUACUAAAGACAGCUAUUCAAGCAGAGAUUACCCAAAUUCUCGUGAUACAAGAGAUUAUGCACCACCACCAAGAUUAUGGUCAUUUCAGUUCACGUGA